AUGCGCCCUCUGCGACCACUCCUCCCGUCAGCCACACGACCACGAAACGAACCCCUUCCGCCGCUGCCGCGAGACCGCGUCGCGUCGGCCUGCGAUCAGUGUCGAGUACGGAAGAUACGAUGUAACGGAGACCGUCCCGUGUGUCUCGAGUGCACCAAACGCUCCACCUCGUGCCACUAUGCGACUCGCUCAGCGGAAACCCAAGGCCAAGCGCUGAAGCGAAAAUACGACGCCCUGCACGCUGAAAACGAAGCCUACUCCGAACUCUUCAAUCUCAUAAAGACAAGGCCAGACGAUGAGUCGCUCGAGAUCCUGCGCCGCAUCAAGACAGGAACUGACGUCAAGGAUGUACUCAGGCGUAUCAAAGAGGCAGACUUGCUCAUGCAGCUCAACCCGUCAAAUCCGGAACCGGAUGUCAAGCACCAAUAUACCCUCCCACUUGUCUCGGGUAUUCCUGCACACUUGCUCAACCCGGAUCCAGAAUACUACCAUGCCUUGUCUGCCGCUGAGCCCGCUACUGCCGUUGCCGCUGCCGCUACCGGUGCCGAGCAGAGCAAAGCCGCUUCCUCAGCUGAUUGUUGA
Messenger RNA from Bipolaris victoriae FI3, 582 nucleotides. RefSeq lists its product as hypothetical. The transcript has a single exon. Gene Ontology annotation, molecular function: zinc ion binding; DNA-binding transcription factor activity, RNA polymerase II-specific. NCBI's taxonomy places the organism in Eukaryota, Fungi, Ascomycota, Dothideomycetes, Pleosporales, Pleosporaceae. Bases 1 to 582 code for a protein of 193 amino acids. The record is from RefSeq and is a predicted model, not a curated record. Gene Ontology annotation, biological process: regulation of DNA-templated transcription.